UUGUAAACUGUGACAUUCAAGUUGCACAGAUCUUGAAAGAAGAGUUUGGGUUUAGUUGAGAUUCCAAUAAGUUCCGAAUGGAUCUUUUUCUUUGGGAUUUUUAAAGCGGAGGGAGAAGAAGAGAGAGAGAGAGAGAGGGAGAGAGAGGGAGGGAGGGAGAGAGAGAGAGAGAGAGGGGGGAAAACAAGACAAUUAAAAAGAUUGACAGGUAGGCUCCUCUGUCAGGGGUGACGCUUGUGGAGAGGGGAGGAGUAAAAAUGUAGCAGGAAAAGCCACUCGAUGCGUCUGUCUAUCAGUUGAGACUGUCUGAAACAGCUUCUGGAUCCUCCGCGUUUCCAUUUUCCCCCUUUCUGAGAGAGCUCGGAUCAGCCCCCGGAGUUUUCCCCUCCGCUCUUUUUACGCCUUUUCCUCUCUUUUCCUUUUUUUUUUUGUUUUGUUUUUCCCACACACAAGAGACUAAUAUUUCAGUCCGUGUCGAUCUGAUCUGUUGUUGGCGGAGCUUGGAUGCGCCUGCGUCUUGUUUGUUCCCCAAGUGAUCUCCUCUCCACCGCAUCAGCCACCCCUCCAAAAAAAAAAAAAAAAAAAAACACAGACUCUGUCCAAGAUGCGAUGAGAUGAGCGGUGGAAAUCAUUCUCACGACUCCUAAAACGUCCCCGGCACAAGAAGAGAAGGAACCACGAGGAUACGUUACUUAUCAGAGGUGCGCGCUGCGCUCACACGGGACUUAUUUGUUUGGCCGCCGCCAGAAUUUAUUUAUUUUUUUAGUUUUGUGGCGUGCGUAAAAAGCGCAGCAAACUAUCUCCUUUCUCCAAACAAGCACUGGAGAUCGGGGGGAUUUUUUUUUCCUAAACGGAGUGAACUAAAAACUUGGGUUUGAAGCUGCUGUUUUUUUUUUCCUCUUCUUUUUUUCUUCGCUAUGAAAGAGAUGAAGGAAGAUGUUUUUUAAUGGCCACGAAGGUGUCAGGAGCUGGCCGAAUCCCUUCGUAAUUUUUGAGCUCCUUCUCACUGAAGCCGAUCCAGCUAUUAAAUCCAGAAGAGAGCAGCGGCUUUGAGGCGAUCCGAGACGUUUCCAGCUCCGAGAUCAACACUCUGUCCCCCCUCUCUUCCUCCACCCGAAAAAACGGGAUGAUUUUUCCACACUGAUAGACUUGAUUCGUUCGUAAUUCCUGCAUGAGAAGCACCGUGGAACUUGACGGUCACUAUGCCGAGGAGAAAGCAGCAAGAGCCGCGGCGAUCAGCAGCCUACAUGCCCGAGGAUGAGCUUAAGGCAUCCACACACGAUGAGGAAGAACACCUGCAGGAUGACGGCCUCUCAUUAGAUGGCCAGGACAAUGAGUUCCUGUGCAACGAGGAAGAGGAAGAUGUGGACGGAGGGCAGCCACCAAGCUACAGAGACUCUCCGCUCAGCAACGGCACCAACCCCGACGCUGGAUACGGGUCCCCUCUCAGUGACGCCAGCGACCGGCUUGCGGACUUCAAGAGCACCUCUUCCAGGGAUGGCCAGGAGAGAGACGGCAAUGCUUUGCCCUUCCGUCCGAACAAUGGCCUCUCUUUCCAGGACAGCCUGGCGCAGAUGAAAGCCGUCUAUGCAAACCUCAUCUCAGAUGCCUCUUGGUCUAGCAUCACAAUGGACAUUAUGAAAUCUAAGCCUGCUGCAGCUGGCAGUGUCAACAGUGCCCUCACCACUCCCGAGCCUGUCUCUACUGCCUCCGUCUCCACGACUGCCACUAUAAACAAAAGCAGCGUAGUCAACCUGGCUAGCAGUCACCAUAAUGGCAGGAGCUCCAGCACUACCGUCAACCACACAAGCAGUGCAAGUGGCAAUACAAACGGCACAGCAGCCAACUCUGUGAGCAGCCACAGCGCGACCAGCAGCAGCGGGAGCAGCAGCGGUGCCGGCGGUGCUAGUAAUGGUGGCGGCGUAGCGUAUGACUGGCACCAGGCUGCCCUUGCCAAAACUCUUCAGCAGACCCCCUAUCAUCUUUUACCAGAGCCCAGCCUCUUCAGCACAGUGCAGCUCUACAGGCAGAACAACAAGCUGUAUGGCUCUGUUUUUACCGGUGCCAGCAAGUUCCGCUGCAAAGAUUGCAGUGCGGCUUACGACACACUGGUGGGUUUGACGGUCCACAUGAAUGAGACCGGCCACUACCGAGAUGACAACAAGGACAAAGAGGAAGAGCAGGGGAAGCGCUGGUCCAAGCCACGCAAGCGGUCCUUGAUGGAAAUGGAGGGAAAAGAGGAUGCACAGAAAGUACUGAAGUGCAUGUACUGUGGCCACUCAUUUGAGUCUUUGCAAGAUCUUAGCGUUCAUAUGAUUAAGACCAAGCAUUACCAGAAAGUGCCUCUCAAAGAACCAGUGCCAGCCUUGGCCACAAAGCUGGUACCCACUUCAGCUAAAAAACGUGCUAUCCAAGACGCUAUAGUCUCUCCGUGCUCCCCAGACUCGAUUCAUGCUGGUAGUGGCGGUGGAGGUGUAUCUCUCGGGGAUGUUGGAAAAGACACAAAAGCUGCAGCCAACCCUUACGUUACACCAAACAACCGUUACGGCUAUCAGAAUGGUGCCAGCUACACAUGGCAGUUUGAAGCUCGGAAAGCGCAAAUCCUCAAAUGCAUGGAGUGUGGCAGCUCGCACGAUACACUCCAACAGCUGACCGCCCACAUGAUGGUUACAGGUCACUUUUUGAAGGUCACAAAUUCCGCAUCCAAAAAAGGCAAACAGCUUGUCUUUGAUCCCGUCGUGGAAGAAAAGAUUCAGUCUAUCCCACUGCCCCCAACCACGACCAGACUCCCUGUUCCCAGUAGUGUUAAGUCCCAGCCAGUGUCCCCUGCCCUCUCCUCUGGCUCGGAGGAAAAAAGGGAAGCAGGAGAGGAUGAAAAACCUGAAGGUGGUGAUAUUUUGGAAAAAAAAAUUAAGGAGGAGAAAGAUGACUCGGGUGAGAAGUCUGAGACUGACACCACGUCAUAUAAAUACCUUAGAGAAGAAGACCUUGAAGAAACACCUAAAGAGGGGUUAGAUAUUUUAAAAUCUUUAGAGAAUACAGUUUCUAGUGCCAUUAGCAAGGCCCAGACAGGCACACCCACCUGGGGGGGCUACCCUAGCAUUCACGCAGCCUACCAGCUACAGGGUGCUAUGAAGAGCUCGUCUACUGUUCUUCCCCCAACAGUCCAGAGCGUCCAGAUGCAGCCGAUGUUCAACAGUAGCCUACGAGGCCUCGUGAGCGACCCCAACUCAGUCAUUCACUCACCUCGGAGUCCUUCCUCCCCCACCCCCCUCAGAAGCAACGUCACUGCCAUGGAGGAGCUCGUGGAGAAAGUGACAGGAAAAGCUGCCACUGUGAAGAAAGAAAAGGAGGAGAAGGUGGUUAGCCAGGAUAGAUGCCGACCCCCGUCGUUAGUCAAAUCCCCUUCUCCUGCACUGAGAGAGCAGAGAGAGCAGUUAGCAUCUCCCAAUGACCUUUCUGUAGGUAAACCGUCUGGUAUGAGAAGUAGCAGUCCAGGCAGUGUAGACUCAGAGCUUAUCUGCAAGAAGGAGCCCAAAGAGAGCCUCGUAGACGGCCACAGUAACCAUUCAAAGAAUGGGUCCGAGGCGUGCCAAUCACCCGUAACUAAUGGCAACAGCCUUGGAAUCAUCACCGAUCACUCACCCGAAAGCCCUUUCAUCAACCCUCUUAGCGCACUCCAGUCAAUCAUGAACACGCACCUGGGCAAGGCGUCCAAACCGGUGAGCCCAGCUGCAGAUCCGCUGUCCAUGCUUUACAAAAUCAGCAACAGCAUGAUGGAUAAGCCGACUUUCAACCCAACUCCUCAGGGCAAGCCGGCUGAGUCCGCCAACCACUUUCAGCUCUAUGAAAACAACGACCAGCCCAUUGACCUGAGUAAGAAUAAGGCCAAUACGAAUAGCAACAACAACAAUAACAACAACAGCGGUGUGCUUUUGACCAACAACAGUGUGAAUGGCAACAAACCCCUCAUUUCCCUCCCUGACUCGGUCUCCUCCCCCCUGAGGGAGAAUGCUCUGAUGGACAUUUCAGACAUGGUGAAGAACCUCACGGGAAGGCUGACACCGAAAUCUUCAACGCCGUCCUCCAUUUCAGAGAAGUCGGACGCCGACGGCAGCGCGUUCGAGGACGCCCUGGAAGACCUCUCGCCAGUGCAGAAAAGGAAAGGGAGGCAAUCCAACUGGAACCCUCAGCACCUCCUCAUCUUGCAGGCCCAGUUUGCCUCCAGUCUGAGGGAGACCCCGGAGGGCCGCUACGCCAUGACUGACCUGGGCCCUCAGGAGAGGGUCCACAUCUGUAAAUUCACAGGCCUCUCCAUGACGACCAUUUCCCAUUGGUUGGCUAAUGUCAAGUACCAGCUCAGACGGACUGGCGGCACCAAGUUUCUCAAGAACAUGGACUCGUGCCAGCCCGUGUUCCUCUGUGGCGACUGUGCCUCUCAGUUCAGGACUCCCUCCUCCUACAUCAGCCACCUGGAGUCUCACCUGGGCUUCAGCUUGAAGGACCUGUCCAAACUGUCAGCGGAGCACCUACGGGAGCAGCAGGCUGCCUCAAAGGUGAUCACAGACAAAAUGACAUUCGGCAGCCCCCUGUCAGCCUUGACCACGCCAGAGGACGACACAGGCUCCGUGUACCAGUGCAGACUUUGCAAUCGGACAUUCGUCAGCAAGCACGCAGUCAAACUGCACCUCAGCAAGACCCACGGCAAGUCUCCGGAGGACCACCUGGUGUUUGUCACUGCAUUGGAGAAGCUGGAGAAGCUGGACAAAGCGGAGAAGGUUUAAGGAAGCGUGUCUUGAGCUGAGGGUGAAGACUGACAGCUGUGGAACUGACUAGAAUUUCAUUGCACUAAAAAGACGUUGUUCACAGUUACUGCACUGGGCCGAACUGAGCCACUAGGAAAAAAAAAUAAAAUAAAAAUCAGUCUUAUUAUUUUUUGUUGUGAUAACUGCCUGACUGGACCAUGUCUUUUCAUGUUGAUUUGUUUUUUUGUUUUGCCAAGCUUUUUUACACUUAUUUUGUAAUAUAUUUAUAUGCUAUUUGUCUGAUCUGUGCAUGUAUUUUAGUGAAUCAAGGUUAAACACAAGAUUUUAAUCUUUUCAUGGCAAAUACAACUACUGCUUCAAUGGUAAAAGUGGCGAGCGGGAAGAACUGGCGGAAGAGAAAACUGUAUAAUACUUGAUAUGAAGAAGGUGAAAAUUAAAUGUAUACACCAAAAGAAUGAAAGAAUACCCUGAAAGACUGAAGUAGCACCUUAGACAGUUGAAUUAUGAAUUUGUAAAGAGGACAUGUUUUGAAAUAUCUUGCAUUUGUCAAAAAUCUGAUUUUAAAAGAUCAAGGAUUAUCAUCCCCCCUCCUCCUUCCUUCCUGGGUUUCUGUCACUGCAAUGUUUUUGAUGAUGAAUGGCCUGCUCCUAAAUCUGUCAGUGUAUUAGAAAAAAAAAGAGAACAUGUGAACAUUUGGAAAAACUGAAAUGCUGCUUCUGGUUCUGAGUCAAUCAGUGAAAAAUGAAUGGCCAUCGGUAUGCAAGUUUGCUCAGUAAAAGAAAAAAAAAACUUUUCCUUGUUGUGAAGUAUCACCUUAUAGCAAUUUUCCAGUUGUAUGGUUUGUUACAACUUUCUCUUUCUAAAUUGUGUCGCUUUAUUCAACUGUAAAGAGAACAGUCCGUUAUGUGUAAAUGAUUACCAGUGAAAUGUCAGUACUCCAUAAGACAUAUCUUACCAUUUGAAACGGCUCAACAUUCUUUGUAUCUUAAGGUGUGUGCAUUCUCUAACUUUUAUAUUGUCAUUUUAUAUACAAAAACGCUAAAAAAUAAAAACAGAUGAUGUAUAUAGAUAUAUGCUGUAGAGCUACAAAAAUGUCCUUUUUUAAAGAAAAUACAAAUUUAGCUUCUUUGGCUUGGUUUACAGAAAUGAUUUUAAUUAUACUUGCAUCCAAUUUGAUGCAUGAAAUGGUGUGGAAAAUAAAAUAAGCGAUGCACAAUGACUAUACAUUUCAAUGUUUUAUCGACAAUAUUGUAAAAACGAAAAUGGAAAAAAAA
Messenger RNA from Salarias fasciatus (jewelled blenny), 6040 nucleotides. Its product is annotated as teashirt homolog 1. The record is from RefSeq and is a predicted model, not a curated record. Gene Ontology annotation, cellular component: nucleus. Gene Ontology annotation, molecular function: DNA binding; DNA-binding transcription factor activity, RNA polymerase II-specific. NCBI's taxonomy places the organism in Eukaryota, Metazoa, Chordata, Actinopteri, Blenniiformes, Blenniidae. Gene Ontology annotation, biological process: regulation of transcription by RNA polymerase II. Bases 1203 to 4784 code for a protein of 1193 amino acids. The transcript has 3 exons.